ACAUAUACGGCGAUAUGAUCGUUGCAACAUUUAUACCAUUCUUUUUAGCCGUGCAACUUCCUAUCGAGGAUGGUGCGUGGCCGUAUGGACCCGAGUACAUCUUCACUGUUCACAUGAAUGUGACGGGGAUACCACAGUGUCCUCGUCCAGCAUGCGGUAAUCCGUCCGGUUAUCGUAUCACCUCUCGGUUGCAUUGCAUCCCGAAGACGAAUGAUACUCUGAGCUGCAGCUUUAGGUAUGUCGACGGCUUUGAUUUUGGUAUGAUCGGUGAGGAAGACAAUGUCGUGAACCGACGCAGAAAUAUCACUGAUGCGCCUAUCGAGCUAUUUUUCGACGAGAAAGGCAUCGAGAAUAUCAUCACAAGCCAGCUGACGCGUAUCUAUGACCUCAACAUCUUAAAGAUGGUGGCCGAGCAGCUGCAUCCUGGCAACAAUUUUAAUAAUAUCGGGGAUGGCACAUUUGAGGAUGAAACUACAUCCACCAUAGGCAGAUGCAACGUCACCUUCGAUGUGUAUCAUCAUUCUGGGGCUGAAAAUGCGAAUAAGACACGAUUUCGAUUAAAACUAUUACCGCCGAAAUUGCGUAUGACCUCCACAGAGACUCUUGUCAUCGAUAAACAGACGAAUCUUAAUAAUUGUAGCUGCUACGCAGACAGUUACUUUCGCAGAUAUGGUGAUACGGUUGUUUAUCAACGCUUGCAAGCGGAUUUAGACGUUAUGAUUAGUCAUAUGGAAAUCAGUGAAACGAGUUUUAGUUCGUCUACAACAAGGAAGGGUACAUCGGUUUCAAACCACAAGACAUACAAUAUAAUUGAAAUUACAAAAAUAAUCUUGGAAGACAUUCAGCCUGCCACGAGAGACCCGCCCGCGAUCGUGAAACCGGGCGAGACCAAGAUUCUUGCUAAUCAUGACAUAAGUAGUAUUUCUACUUUUUAAUAAUAAUGAUUAAAAAUGCUAAUGUUAUGAAAACAAUU
Messenger RNA from Cyphomyrmex costatus, 973 nucleotides. RefSeq lists its product as uncharacterized. The transcript is spliced from 3 exons. Lineage: Eukaryota; Metazoa; Arthropoda; Insecta; Hymenoptera; Formicidae. Gene Ontology annotation, biological process: lipid transport. Gene Ontology annotation, molecular function: lipid carrier activity. The record is from RefSeq and is a predicted model, not a curated record. Bases 15 to 935 code for a protein of 306 amino acids.